This is a messenger RNA of Helobdella robusta, 1650 nucleotides long. RefSeq lists its product as hypothetical. The coding region runs from base 1 to 1650 and encodes 549 amino acids. The record is from RefSeq and is a predicted model, not a curated record. The transcript has 7 exons. Gene Ontology annotation, molecular function: catalytic activity. Lineage: Eukaryota; Metazoa; Annelida; Clitellata; Rhynchobdellida; Glossiphoniidae. Gene Ontology annotation, cellular component: nucleus. Gene Ontology annotation, biological process: chromatin remodeling.
AUGACAUUAAUGAAGGAAGACCGAAACAAAGUUGAAGAGAAACUAUUGCAAUCAUCAAACGCAGCUGAAAAACUUUCAGAAGCUUUAUCAAGCAAUGAAUUACUGCUGAUUAAAAAUACGAUUUCGGAACAAAGAAUUCUUGAAUUAGAGGAAAGUUUAAAUGGCUUGGACACGGUUUUGAAACAUGAAAAAGAGAUCAAUUCUGAAAAGUUACUGGAGUUAGAGAAACUUCUUAACUCCAAUACAAUUACUGAAAACAAUUUACAGUUGGCAGAAACAGAAAAAUCGCAAUUAUUAAAAAAAGUUAAUGAAAUGGCCAGAUACAAACAACUCGCUGAUGAUCAAAUAGCAACGUUAUCGAAAGAAAACACAGAUAAAAAUUCAAGGUUAAUUACCUUGCAGACAGAGUUUGAAAAACUCGUUAACGAUUUCAAUGCUGUAAAUUCACGUUUUAAUGAACUAAAUGAUUCAAAAGUUAUGUUACAAACAAAGUUUGAGGAUUUGCAAAGUUUUUCCACUGAAAAAAGCUUGCAGUUAGAAAAAAUUCGUGAAGAAUUAAAAUUAACUCAGUCAGAAGUUACAACACUUAAAGAAAAUCUUGCCGUCCAAUCAUUCCAAUUAAACGUUUCAGAAGAAACUAAUAAAAAAAUUAAUUUUGAUAAAACAUUCCUUGAAGAUGAGCUUAAAAAAUUGUCUCAAGAAAUUGAACUUGUUAACGCUGAAAAAAUUCUUGAAAAAACUUUGAAAAUAGAGGAAGAAAAUAAAAGAAAAAUAGAAGAAGAAUGUUUUAGAAAACAAACUAUUGAAAAGAUUGCUGUAAGCAAUAUUGCUGUCGUUCGACAAAUUUCGUCUAAAAUAGAUGACCCAGUUUUCUUAACAAUCAGAAAAACAACGGCCCCUAGUCCCCAGCAGGCCUUUAGUGGUCAAGGGGUGCCGAGAAUCCCUGGAAAGUAUGCAAUAGCGGAGGGAUGUUGCAGAAAAAUUCAGAAUGGCCCCUCUAUGGUACUUAGACUUGGAACGCUCAAUGUUGGAUCACUAACUGGCCGCAGCAUGGAAAUCACAGAAAUGCUCGUUCGUAGAAGGAUUGACAUCUGCUGCCUUCAGGAAACCCGAUGGAAAUCGAAUGGUGUCUGUCAUGUCAACUCAGACAAAGAAAAAUAUAAACUAUUCUGGAAUGGUCAAAAGACGGCCAAAAAUGGUGUUGGAAUUUUUGUCAGAGAACCGCUAGCCCAAGAAGUACUGGAUAUUAAAAAGAUUAAUUCACGCGAUCUCAAUGGCCACGUUGAAGAGAAAACAGAUGGUUUUGACAACGUACAUGGCGGUUUUGGCUAUGGAAAACGGAAUGAAGAUGGCAACCGCAUCCUUGAGUUUGCUGAAAGUCACGGGUUUUGUUUAUUGAGCACAUAUUUUAGAAAGAGGUUGGAACAUCUCAUAACAUACAAAAGUAGACCAUCAGCCACGCAAACUGAUUUCUUCGCUGUCAAGCAACAACACCGAAGGCUAUUCAAAAAUGUCAAAGUUAUACCUGGCGAAUCAUGUGAGAUAGAAAAAUUGGAAAGUGUUCCGAAGAGUGCAACAAAAAUGAUUCAAAAAUGCAAAACAUUCUGUUGCACAGAUCGCUUGAGAUUACUGCCGGAUCACAAAUCCUAA